Molecule: messenger RNA, 4245 nt
Organism: Acinonyx jubatus (cheetah)
Lineage: Eukaryota; Metazoa; Chordata; Mammalia; Carnivora; Felidae
Gene: ELFN1
Product: extracellular leucine rich repeat and fibronectin type III domain containing 1
Exons: 3
Coding region: 977-3445 (822 amino acids)
Cellular component (GO): plasma membrane
Molecular function (GO): protein binding
Source: RefSeq, a predicted model, not a curated record
GAGCCAGGCCGCCGCCCGCCCUCCGGCCGCCCCCGCCCGCGUCCCCCGCCCCUCCUCCAGCCCUCCCCGCUCCGGCUCCUACAGGAAACCUUCGAUCACGCUCAGAAAGAAUGUGCUACAACCUCGGCGCUGCCGCGGCCGCCGACACCGCGCCCGAGCCGGAGCCGGAGCCGGAGCCGGAGCCCGAGCCCGAGCCCGAGCCGCCCCGCCUGCCCGGCCGGCCCCGGGCUCGCAGCGCGCGGUCCCCGCCGCCGCCCCGCGCUCGCCCCGCGCUUGACGCAGUGAGCGCCGCAGCCCGGCUCCCGCCGGCUCCGCUCCGCUCCCGGUCGCAGGCCGAGCCCAGCCCGGCGGGCUCCGGGAGGGGCGGGCAGGGCGCGAGGGGGAGGAGAUCUGUCUGGAGCCAGCGAGCCCGGCGGAGGAAGAGGAGGAGGAAGGAGGGGAAGCCGCCGCCGCCGCCGCCGCCGCCGCCGCCGCGCUCCGGGAAUCUGGGCGCGCGCGCUCCGCUCGCCCGCGACGGUGGCGCCAGCCCCCGGCCCGCACACGGGCCCAGUGGCAGCUGCCCUGGUGACUGGCCUACACUUCGUCUGGACCCAUAUCGUCCCCCCGGCUGUGGAGUGAGGAGGAGGUCCGCAUGAGCCCCGCGGGAAGGACCCCACCAGCCUGCACUGGGACGCGCCAGGUCACGGGCGGGCCCUGACCCGAAGGACCGCGGAGCUGGAGGCGGAGGGUGGAGCCGUCGGGACGCCCAGGCCGAUGGGGGAGGCGGCCACGGCCUCGGCCGGACGCGGGCGGAUGACCCGGGGCGUCCGGCAGUGAGGGAGCACGCCCGCUGCGCCACCAUGCCGUCUGGGACAGGACGCCCCUGAGAACGCAGGCAGCCUCCCCCCGCCCCCCCAGGGGCCGGCACCCAGCCUCCCACCCGGUCCCCCCCCCCCCCCCGGCCGGCAGAGCGGGGGCUCCCGCGGCGGCGGUCCCCAUGGCCGGGUGCCGGUGGGGCGCGCUGUGGGCGUGCGUGGCGGCCGCCACCCUGCUGCACGCGGGCGGGCUGGCCCACGGCGACUGCUGGCUGAUCGAGGGCGACAAGGGCUUCGUGUGGCUGGCCAUCUGCAGCCAGAACCAGCCGCCGUACGAGGCCAUCCCGCAGCAGAUCAACGCCACCAUCGUGGACCUGCGGCUGAAUGAGAACCGCAUCCGCAGCGUGCAGUACGCCUCGCUGAGCCGCUUCGGCAACCUCACGUACCUCAACCUCACCAAGAACGAGAUCGCCUACAUCGAGGACGGCGCCUUCUCGGGCCAGUUCAACCUGCAGGUGCUGCAGCUGGGCUACAACCGCCUGCGCAACCUGACGGAGGGCGUGCUGCGCGGCCUGGGCAAGCUCGAGUACCUGUACCUGCAGGCCAACCUCAUCGAGGUGGUCACGCCCAGCGCCUUCUGGGAGUGCCCCAACAUCGUCAACAUCGACCUGUCCAUGAACCGCAUCCAGCGGCUCCACGGCGCCACCUUCGCGGGCCUGGCCAAGCUGUCCGUGUGCGAGCUGUACAGCAACCCCUUCUACUGCUCGUGCGAGCUCCUGGGCUUCCUGCGCUGGCUGGCGGCCUUCACCAACGCCACGCACGCCUACGACCGCAUGCAGUGCGAGUCGCCACCGCUCUACUCCGGCUACUUCCUCCUGGGCCAGGGCCGCCACGGCCACCGCAGCAUCCUCGGCAAGCUGCAGUCCGUGUGCACCGACGGCUCCUACGUGGCCGAGCCCCACCCGCCGCCGGGCCGGCCGCCGCCCGGCCGCUCCCCGCCCCCGCCGCCGCCGCCCCCGGAGCCCAGCGAGGCCCCGUGCGCCGACGACGAGUGCUUCUCCGGCGACGGCACCACGCCGCUGGUGGCCCUGCCCACGCUGGCCCCCCAGGCCGAGGGCCGGCCCCUCAUGAAGGUCAAGCAGCUGACGCAGAACUCGGCCACCAUCACGGUGCAGCUGCCCAGCCCGUUCACCCGCAUGUACACGCUGGAGCACUUCAACAACAGCCGCUCGUCCACCGUGUCCAGGCUGACCAAGCCCCGGGAGGAGAUCCGCCUCACCAACCUGUACACGCUCACCAACUACACCUACUGCGUGGUGUCCACCAGCUCCGGGCUGCACCACAACCACACCUGCCUCACCAUCUGCCUGCCCAGGCCGCCCAGCCCGCCGGGCCCCGUGCCCAGCCCGUCCACGGCCACGCACUACAUCAUGACCAUCCUGGGCUGCCUGUUCGGCAUGGUGCUGGUGCUCGGCGCCGUCUACUACUGCCUGCGCAGGCGGAGGCAGCAGGAGGAGAAGCACAAGAAGGCGGCCGCGGCCGGCGGCCUCAAGAAGACCAUCAUCGAGCUCAAGUACGGGCCCGAGAUGGAGGCGCCCGGCCUGGCCCCGCUGUCCCAGGGCCCGCUGCUGGGCCCCGAGGCCGUGACCCGCAUCCCGUACCUGCCGGCGGCCGCCAGCGAGGUGGAGCAGUACGAGCUGGCGGAGGGCGGCGGCACGCCCAAGGCCGGCAAGGGCAACUACAUGGAGGUGCGCGCGGGCGAGCAGGCCGAGCGCAGGGACGGCGAGCUGGGCCGGCCCGGCCCCGACAGCCAGAGCUCCGUGGCCGAGAUCUCCACCAUCGCCAAGGAGGUGGACAAGGUCAACCAGAUCAUCAACAACUGCAUCGACGCGCUCAAGUCCGAGGCCACCUCCUUCCAGGGCGGCAAGUCCGGGGCCGCGUCCGCCGCCGAGCCGCAGCUGAUGCUGCUGUCCGAGCCCCUGGCCGCCAAGCACGGCUUCCUGUCCCCCGUCUACAAGGACGCCUUCGGCCACGGCCUGCAGCGGCACCACAGCGUGGAGGCGGCCACCGGGCCCCCGCGCGCCGGCCCCGCGUCCGGCGGCUCCGCGCGCAGCCCGCGGGCCUUCCGCGCCGAGGCCCCCGGCGGGCACAAGGCCGCGGCCGCCGAGGCCAAGUACAUCGAGAAGAGCUCCCCCGCGCCCGACACCAUCCUCACUGUGACGCCCGCGGCCGCCGUGCUGCGGGCCGAGGCCGAGAAGGGCCGCCACUACGGCGAGCACCGGCACUCGUACCCCGGCUCCCACCCCGCCGAGCCGCCCGCGCCCCCCGCGCCCCCGCCACACGAGAGCCUGGGCGGCCGCAAGGCGUCCAUCCUGGAGCCGCUGACCCGGCCGCGGCCCCGCGACCUGGCCUACUCGCAGCUGUCCCCGCAGUACCACAACCUGAGCUACUCCUCCAGCCCUGAGUACGCCUGCAGGGCCUCCCAGAGCAUCUGGGAGCGCUUCAGACUCAGCCGCCGGCGCCACAAGGACCACGAGGAGUUCGUGGCGGCCGGCCAUGCCCUGCGCAAGAAGGUUCAGUUCGCCAAAGACGAGGAUCUACACGACAUCCUGAACUACUGGAAGGGCGUGUCGGCCCAGCACAAGUCCUGAGCCCGCGGCCGCGCCCGCCCCGCCCCCACCCCGAAACGCGCGACGCCCAGGGGACCAAGAAGGACACAGGACCCACCGCAGCCAUUUGUAACCCAGAGACUGCCACGAAACGCCACACCCACGCGCGCACGCAGACACGCACACACACACACACACGCACACGAGGGACUUCCGAAAACUGGGCGUGGGGGUGGGGGAGGGGAAUCUUUUUUCAUUAUCUUUCCUCUUGGAUUCUUCUCUGCCGCCUUUAUCUUCUUCUCUAUUUUCUUCCUUUUUUAAGAAAAAAUAAUAAAAGUAAAGUUCUCUUAAAAAGACAUAAAACACCAGACGUGGGGGUGUGGCCGGCGUGGCCACCCGGCUCCCCCCCCCCCCCCCCGCCCCCACGAUUGCCUCUGUGGUUUGCUGUGCAUUCUCUCCGUCUGUCUCUUGGCUGCUGACUCCGGAGGCCACCAGAGAGAGGCAGAGCCAACGCAGGCGGCCGGGUGGCCUCCAGGACCCCCGCCCGGAGCCUUGCAGGGGAGGCUGUGGGGAGGGCCUUGCCCCGGGGACGGCUGUCGGGGGUGGCUGGAAGGGGCGUGGUCCAUGAGCAUGUGCUCCGGCCCGUCCCCCCUGUAUGCUGUCAUCCCGUUGUUCAGAAAAAUAUUUCUAUAUUUGCAAUGUUUGCUGUAAAUCGAGAAAGAGACUAUAUCUACUAAAAAAAAAAAUUCUACAAAGGGAAAACCCAAAUACUUGUACUGGGUUUUUACUAUGGGACUUAGGGAGGGAUCUGGGGUUUUUUUUAAUGUGCUAUUUAGGGUGGU